AACUUUAUUAAUUCUUUACGAAUAGGAAAAAAUGAAACAACGUAACUUAUUCCUUGCAGUUAGGAUGUGUCUAAACAGAAGCCUUGUAGUUGAAUGCACAAGGGUAAUAGCCAUAGUCACCAUGAGCAGAGGCUAGGAUGAGGGGUCAGUGCUUCUUGAAUCAUCCUGUUAGCAUCAGCUACCUGUUACAGCAACGCAACUUAGACCCUGACAGGCAGAUGAUGAGAAAGCAGCAUUUUAUAGCUCCCAUUGUAUUUGUGAAUCACAAAUGACUCACUUAGAACUGAGCUGUAAAAGUAAGGUGCACAUCUGCAACUGUCUUGUGAGGCAUUGCUGUGUAAUGUCUGUGGGAAAGCAAAAUGCUCUGAGGCUUGAAAAUCCAUCGACUGGUCUGCAUUGAGCCUGCACAUUUAUAUCUUAACUUUUUCCUUUUCCAGUGGGACGAUCAUGUGGACGUAAUCUUCUGGUUCCAAAUAACAUCCUUGGAAACAUGGAUGAAUUAGUUGUCCUUGACCUACUGAACUGUCCAGUCUGUUUGGGAAAAUUGAAUGCCACUGCCAAGGUGUUGCCAUGCCAGCAUACCUUCUGUCAGCCAUGCUUACAGCGGAUAUUGAAAGCCCGGAAAGAGCUGAGAUGUCCAGAAUGCAGAACCCCAGUAUACUGCAGCAUAGAGGAGCUACCGGCAAACUUGCUCUUGGUCCGUCUUCUGGAAGGCAUAAAGAGUGGGCAAGGCCUGGUGAGAAAGAACUCCUUUCAACGAGUGGGAGGACUGUUUACCCAGGAUUCUUUUCGGAAGGGUCGAGAACAGAAGACAAAUCAUGAAUCUUCUUAUAGACUGUUUCCAAAGACAAGAAUGCCUACAGAAGGGGUGCCAUGUGCUAAAGCUGUGUCAAGCUACAGAGGACAAACCCCAUGUGACCUUUCCUUUAGUAAAGGAGACAUUAUUAUCCUGCAUCAACAGCUGGAUGACCACUGGUAUCAGGGAGUAGUAAAUGGGGAAUCUGGUGUGUUUCCAGCAAGAUCUGUGAACAUUUUACGAAAAAUAGACAAGCCUCCAGCUCUUUGCAAGGCUUUGUACAACUUUGAAUUGAAGGACAAUGGCAGAGGAGAAAACAAGAACUGUUUGAAAUUUGUAAAGGACGAUAUAAUCAAUGUAAUCCGACGAGUAGAUGACAACUGGGCCGAAGGCAAGUUGGGUGAUCAAGUAGGAAUUUUCCCACUUCUCUUUGUAGAGCUAAACAGCACAGCCAAGCAACUGCUGGAAUUAAACAAAGCUAAAAGAAAAGAUGUAAAGAAUUUGCCUUUUUCUUCUCCACUGAGGAAGUCCCCCUCAAAUGUUAAGUCUUCUGAACCAGAAACAAUGCGACGAUUACCAGAUGGAAGACGAAAGACCCCCAGGCAGUUCGUUCUUACCAGUGCUCUAAAUGCAUUAAACAGAAUUGUACAUUCUCCGUCGGGUAGACAGACUCCAGAGAUCAGCAACCCCAUACUGAUCAGCUCAAGUAACACAGCCCUAAUUGAGAAGGCCAGGUAUUUACCAAGCUCGCAAAAUCAGGUCAAUGAUUCAUUUUAUUAUGCCACACUUGGACCACAGGGGACAGGACCCUCACUGGUGGCAUUCCCAAGUUCUCAUCAGAGUAUUCUAGCUAAUAUGUGUGUAGCUUUUUAUCCAUACACAGCUCAUGGUCCAGAUGAGAUAGACCUCCAAAAGGGAGAAGGUGUCCGUGUCUUAGGGAAAUUCCAAGAAGGCUGGCUACGUGGGGUUUCACUAGUUACUGGAAAAAUUGGAAUCUUUCCAAGUCAUUGUGUUAAACCUGUGUACAGAAACUCAGCAAAAUAUCCUGAUCCAAGGCUACCUUCUCAUCAGAGCAACUGGAUCUCAAGCAAUGCCUCAGUCUCCUCACAGGGCAGUGUGUCCGAAACUGGUAUAACUAGACCUGUUAGGUCUUUCUUUGUGCCAACUGCUGUAGUGGAACCAGUGAAAAAGAAUUCACCUAACCCUUCAGCUCUUGUACCUACUCUUCACCGAAGGCAUGGCAGCUUCAAAAAAAGUAUACCUCCCCAGAAGAUUGUACAAACUAACACAACAUCACCGGCUGUAAGCACCCUGAGUAGACCAUCAUCAGGCAUUGUUCAACCUCAACAGCUGUUCAUCAAUGCUACUUAUUCCAACGUAGGAGCCAGCCCUGAUAUCCGAGUGAGGCCCAGCUCAUUGUGCGAUGUUUUGCCCCUCUAUAGUAGGCCAGUGGAUUAUAGGAGGUACUCUGCUGCCAGUUCAAUCGCUUUUGAGGCCAGAGAGUUCCCAGUUAAAAUUGAUUCACCAUCAAAACCACCAGCCUCUGCUCCUCCUUCUAUACUGGUGAAGCCAGACACAAAUAAAAGUAGUUCGGACAAGGUGAAGACUGUAAGAUUCAUGAAUUUUAGUCCACCUACAUUGAAACGUCAGAAUUCUCAUUUUGAUGACAAAGUGGAGCAGUUAUCCAACCAGCCAGCCAAGCCAGAGAACUCCUCAACACCAGACACUAUGUUGACUAUCCCUCUAAGAUCCAACCCAAGCUCAGCUCAGCCAGCAGAAGGUCGGAAAAUCCAGAAGCUGAAGAAUGCAUGCAAUGACCUAACUCCACAAUCAACCUUGUCUUUUCCCAACAAAAAACCUCUAAGUGAUAACUCAAAUAGGUGGAGUGCAAUACAUCAAACCCAGGAUGUCCUGUCAUCUUAGCGCCUCUGCCUUGAGCUCUGCUUUUUUCCUUGCUUGGCACGUUAAAUUAGAUUCUGUGUCUGAGAUUUUCUCUAUAAUUUUUUCAUCAAUCCAUUUUGUCAUUUGAGACAGAGUUACUAUGACAAACAAAGGAUCACUGACACCUUCAAUUAUGAAUGUCUCUUUUACCCCUUAUUCUUAUUAUCAAGACAGGUUUGUGUCAGACAGCCUGUCAUGCUAUUCGCCAUAUGAAGAUAUAUAGCGGAGAUUUUUGACACGUUGACUGUGUUAUUUUUCUCUUUAGGAAAUAAGGUCACUUACUCAACAAAGUGAAAGACAGAAACGAGUUUGAUGUUCCCUUCCAUAGCUUAAAGGGGUACUCCGGCCCUGAGACAUCUUAUCCCCCCAAUCUUGUAUUCGCCACCCACCUGUUUGAGCUGUAUGCCGUGGUGCCAGCUCUUAAAUAGCCGGGUGGCAACCACGGGGCCGGAGUAUCGUGACGUUACGACUCCGGCCCCGUGUGAUGUCACCCCCCGCCCCUGCUAUGCAAGUCUAUGGGAGGGGGCAUGACGGGAUGCUUUUAGUUUUUUUUUUUUUUUGCCUUGCACUUUUAUUGUAAAUAUUAUUGUUUUGUUUUACUGACUAUGACUAACACUGACUAUGCUGGUCGGGGUCUAUAGCACUGUGUAACAGCACGUCUCCAUGCCUCCUUAUUACACCGUGUGAUGACUGAACUCUACUAGAUAUCUUGUAAAAUGCCCAUAACUGUAUGUACUGUACAUUAGUAACAGUGUUAAUAAGGAAAGGCUGCCAUCCCUUCAAGCCUGCCAUCUUAGACUCUAGAGGUGUCUGGCAGCCAUCUACUACACACACGUGAUAGGUGAAGUUUAUGGUUAGCUUCAUCUGAUCUAUUUGCAUUGAUUUACAUGUAAUGAUUUUUGUAGAAAUAAUGACUGAUCAUUUGGUCAAAAAUACUUCGGCCCAUCAUUAUAUGAACAGAACAGCAGAUACUUCAUUACUACAGUUGGAUCAUGUAAGAAGUGGAGGCAAUAUAAAGCUAUUAUGGGGGAUAGCAUAGACUUGUUCUGCAACAAUAGUAUCUUUUUCUGUUAUACUCCAAUAUAUUUCUUAUAUCUUGUCUGAAGUCACAAACAAUGUCGGCUUGUAUAGUAUACUUGAUGUGUAAAUCUGGCCUCUUAUAUGACAGUGCUUAUAAUAUGGUAGUUCUCAACUCUAAAUGGUCCCCCACAUUACACCAUUGUCCUCUCUUUUACAUGACUUUGCAUGCAAGCAUAUAGGAAAAGGUCAGUGAAGAUUACAAAGGCUGCUGCUUUUCCUUGGCGACAUCUGUUAUAUAUACACUGCUCAGAAAAAUAGAGGGAACACUUAAACAACACAAUGUAACUCCAAGUCAAUCACACUUCUGUGAGAUCACACUGUGCACUCAGGAAGCAACACUGAUUGGCAAUCAAUUUCACAUGCUGUUGUACAAAUGGAACAGACAACAGGUGGAAAUUAUAGACAAUUAGCAAGACACCCCCAAUAAAGGAGUGGUUCUGCAGAUGGGGACCACAGACCACUUCUCAGUUCCUAUGCUUCCUGGCUGUUGUUUUGGUCCCUUGUGAAUGCUGGCGGUGCUUUCACUCUAGUGGUAGCAUGAGAUAGAGUCUACAACCCACACAAGUGGCUCAGGUAGUGCAGCUCGUCCAGGAUGGCACAUCAAUGUGAGCUGUGGCAAGGUUUGCUGUGUCUGUCAGCGUAGUGUCCAGAGCAUGGAGGCACUACCAGGAGACAGGCCAGUACAUCAGGAGACGUGGAGGAGGCCAUAGGAAGGCAACAAUCCAGAAGCAGGACCGCUACCUCUGCCUUUGUGCAAGGAGGAGCAGGAGGAGCACUGCCAGAGCCCUGCAAAAUGACCUCCAGCAGGCCACAAAUGUGCAUGUGUCCACUCAAACGGUCAGAAACAGACUCGAUGAGGGUGGUAUGAGGGCCCGACGUCCACAGGUGGGGGUUGUGCUCACAGCCCAACACCGUGCAGGACGUUUGCCAUUUGCCAGAGAACACCAAGAUUGGCAUAUUCCCCACUGGCACCCUGUGCUCUUCACAGAGGAAAGCAGGUUCACACUGAGCACAUGUGACAGACGUAACAAAGUCUGGAGACGAAGUGGAGAAUGUUCUGCUGCCUGCAACAUCCUCCAGCUGACUGCCAUUAGGUACAGAGAGGAGAUCCUCAGACCCCUUGUGAGACCAUAUGCUCGUGUGGUUGGCCCUGGGUUCCUCCUAAUGCAAGACAAUGCUAGACCUCAUGUGGCUGGAGUGUGUCAGCAGUUCCUGCAUGAGGAAGGCAUUGAUGCUAUGGACUGGCCCGCCCUUUCCCCAGACCUGAAUCUGAAUGAGCACAUCUGGGACAUCAUGUCUCACUCCAUCUACCAGCACCACAGACUGUCCAGGAGUUGGCUGAUGCUUUAGUCCAGGUCUGGGAGCACAUGCCUCAGGAGACCAUCCGCCACCUCAUCAGGAGCAUGCUCAGGCAUUGUAGGGAGGUCAUAUUUCCAUGUGGAGGCCACACAUACUACUGAACCUCAUUUUGAUUUGUUUUAAGGACAUUACAUCAAAGUUGGAUCAGCCUGUAGUGUGGUUUUCCACUUUGAUUUUGAGGGUGACUCCAUAUCCAGACCUCCAUGGGUUGAUAUAUUUGAUUUCUAUUGAUAAUGUGUGUGAUUUUGUUGUCAGCACAUUCAACUAUGUAAAGACGAAAGUAUUUCAUUCGAUUAGUUCAUUCAUUCAGAUCUAGGAUGUGUUAUCUUAGUGUUCCCUUUAUUUUUUUGAGCAGUGUAUAUGUCUAUUGACAUCAGCAGUCAAGCUGAUGCUUCUGAUGCCUGUUUUUUUUUAACCCCCUAAAUGUCACGUCCAAUAGCAAUCAUGACAAUUAGGAGGUUGUCUGGCAGGUGGCCACCCUUGCAGUGCAAUCACUAGGUGCCGAUUUGUUACCAUGAGUAGUGGAAGUGAUGAUAAGUGAAGAUUGACAUUACAAAGUAUAAAUAUAUGUUGUACAAGACGAGGGACAAAAAAAAAGAAAUGUACAAAAUUAAAACUGGAUGCGUACUCAGGAUUAAAGGUUAAUGAUGUAGUCCCAUUACCGAACUGUGGUUUUACUCCUUGUACAACCUGUGGCUGAGAGCAUCUCAAAUAGUUGGCUCUGUUGUGGCUGCUUGAUUUACACUAGAACCAUGAUUUCCAAACUUUGGUCCUCCCAGAUGUUGCAAAAAAAAAAAAAAAAAAACUACAACGCCCAGUAAGUCCAGAGUUGUGGUUUUGCAAUGUCUGGAGGGCCACAGUUAGAAGACCAGUGCACUAGAACACUGUUGAAUUAUAGGUUUUAUUCUUGUCUGAAUGUAAUAUUUGGCCUUGUAAUAAAAUCAGAAGCUGCAUUUGGGGCCCCCAUAAGGUGGCAUGUUGACCACUACUUAUGUAUUCUAAAUAUGCUGCCAAUUUUGCUAUUAUGCACUUAAUAUUUAGAAAGAAUUAUGAUCUUCCAUUUAUGGUAUUUAUGAAAUUUUUCUGAUGAUAAAAAUCACAUGAAUUUAUGAAUGUAUAGUAUGUUAUCGCUACUAAACUGCACGUCAGUAUUGACUUUUUAGUAAAAAUAAA
Hyla sarda is the source of this 6349-nucleotide messenger RNA. It is a transcript of the gene SH3RF2, whose product is annotated as SH3 domain containing ring finger 2. Gene Ontology annotation, molecular function: ubiquitin protein ligase activity; protein phosphatase 1 binding. Gene Ontology annotation, biological process: positive regulation of JNK cascade; protein ubiquitination; negative regulation of apoptotic process. The transcript has 9 exons. The coding region runs from base 491 to 2719 and encodes 742 amino acids. Gene Ontology annotation, cellular component: nucleoplasm. The record is from RefSeq and is a predicted model, not a curated record. Lineage: Eukaryota; Metazoa; Chordata; Amphibia; Anura; Hylidae.